ACUACUACUGCUACUACUACUACUACUACUACUACUACUAGCGCUAUGCCAACCAAGACCGCGGGCAACCAUAGUUCCACAAUUACUUCCUCUCUUUCAGAAGACAAUGAAGCGACUACUACAGUGCAUGAUUCAACUUCUUCCAGUACCAGUUCUACUUCUACGUCUGAUCGAGGCGUCUAUAAUAAAUCUUCCGCUCACUCAUCGAAUGAAGAAACUACCACCACUACUACCUCAUAUGACUCUAGCACAAGUACUACAGCUUCUGAGUCCAAUACAACAGAGGCCUCAUCAGAAACAAAAGGCUCCUCUAAUGACACUACGACUACUACUAGUAGCUUAACAGUAACUACUACAACAUCUUCUACAGAAAGCCCUGCUGGUACUACUACUACUACCUCAUCUACAACACAUGGUGAAGACAAUAGUGCAUCAAGAACUGCUACAGAUACUAAUUCAGCUACUCAUAAAUCAACUUCCGAGUCAAAGACUGAAGCAGAUGUCUCGAAGACAAAGACCACUACAACUCCUACAACUACCACGACAACAACUACUACUACCACUACCACUACCACUACC
Messenger RNA from Gilbertella persicaria, 579 nucleotides. RefSeq lists its product as uncharacterized. The record is from RefSeq and is a predicted model, not a curated record. The transcript has a single exon. The annotation marks the transcript as partial. NCBI's taxonomy places the organism in Eukaryota, Fungi, Mucoromycota, Mucoromycetes, Mucorales, Choanephoraceae.